Messenger RNA from Closterium sp. NIES-65, 1725 nucleotides. Lineage: Eukaryota; Viridiplantae; Streptophyta; Zygnematophyceae; Desmidiales; Closteriaceae. The record is from the annotation of a GenBank genome assembly.
AUGGCACGCACAUGCACGGACCCAUCUUCCUUUUCACUUGCGACUCAUGCUUUACCGGCGCAUGCAUCCACUUCGUCUCACCCUCGCACAUUCUCUCUCCCUCAUUCUCUCAUUAGCUCCCUGGGUCCCAUACCAUUGGAUCCUCACGUCUCUCUCUUCCGGUCCUCCCGCCCCCCUCACUUGCGAUCUCCCUCUCCCCCUCCCCAUACUCCUUCUCCCCCUUCUCCUUUCAGUCCGCCUGGCAGUCCAGGGGCGGGUAUGAUCGUCGCCUACAGGGUCUUCACCGCCCUCGCGUCCGGCCCGCCCGCUUCCCUCUCCUUCACAAAUACCACCGUCCCCGGGUGCGACCCGGCCAAGUGGAGCCUCGCUCCGGGCGCCAUCACCUGGCGGACGGCGGGUGUCCCCUCGGUUUACCAUAGCUACAACGGGAUAUUUCAGACUUCGCCCGGAAAUGACCCAGAGCGCAUCGGCAUCCCAAUGACGUCUCUCACCUACAACUUCAACGUCCGCUUCUCCUCCUACAUGCCCGGGGGCGCCAACCUCUCUCUCGCCCUCAAGAGAGAGAGGGAGCCAGAAGCGAGAAAUUCAUCCCCAGCCGCUCAUGCUGACUCCAUUCCUCAACACGCAUUUCCUCCCUCCCUCCCUUCCCUCUCUCACCGCCUUCUUCUCACCAGGAGUGAUGGAUACACCUACCGACUCGACUACACGUGGAUGGCGGUGGCGCCAACAGAGGAGCCCGUCACCAGCCGUCUGAUCAUCUUCUACGAAACCUCUCCGCCUGCCACUCCUGCUUCCUCCGGCCGCCGCCAGCUCCUUAGUGUUGAGCCGCCUCCCACUGGGAAAGCAGUGAGCAGCAGCAGCAGCAGCACGGACCAGAAGUCGAAAGAGGAUGCGAGGAAGGAGAGAGAGGCAGCGAUCGCCGCGAGAAAGGAGGCGAUUGCGGAGCGAAAGGCGGCGAUUGCAGCAAGGGAGCAGGCGAAGCAGGAGAGGGAGAAGGCGAAGGAGGAUGCGAGGAAAGCCAAGGAGGAGGCCGUUGCAAAGAAGGAAGCAGCGAAGAAGGCCAAGGAGGAGGCAAUUGCGAAACGGGAUGCGGCAAAGAAGGCAAAGGAGGAAGCUAUUGCAAACAAGGAGGCGGCCAAGCUGGCAAAAGAGCAGGCGAUAGCCAAGAAGCAAGAGGCGAUGGCAAUUAGGGAGGCGGCGAAAAAGGAGAAGGAAAAGAAGACGCCUCCAUCGUCUCCGCCCUCCUCACCUUCCCCCCCAUCACCCUCCCCACCUUCCCCACCACCACCCUCGCCACCUUCCCCACCACCUUCCCCUCCACCAUCCCCGCCCCCAUCCCCACCCUCCCCACCACCCUCCCCGCCCCCAUCCCAACCAUCCCCUCCUCCGUCCCCCCCCCCAUCCCCACCCCCAUCCCCUCCUCCUCCCGCUGCUCCCACCGUCUCAUCCGUUUCCCUCCCUCUCAGCGGCUACUCCAACACCUGCCCCCCCGGCACCAACUGCCCCAUUUUCUACGCCGUCAUUGGCGCCCAGCAGUGGUUCUUCUCACCUGCCUGGGGUUAUCCCACACAGGAAGCUCGUGAGGCGAACCCCACAUAUGUUGCGCUGAAUGCGCUGAUGCAGUAUGCGCUCACUGGGGUGAAGGGGCGGCUGGUGAAUGCGAGCAUGAAGCUGGAGGCAGCUGGCAGCGGCAAGGGGCCGAAUGAUUUGCUGCAUCGAUAUUAG